CUGGUGGUGCUCGAUUCGCUGGAUACCUCGUCGUCUGCCGGGUCUACUGCAAACGACGGCUGGUUACGGCCCGUUGCUAGUCGAGGGUCGCCUGCAUUGGCUGCCUUUGGUCGGAGAUCACGGCUCGCCGCUGGUCGAGUGCCGGAAGUGAACAGGGCACAAACGAGUCACCGGCAGAGAGGAGAACGGAACUCGCCUGUCGCACUGGAAAUUCAUCGGAACCUGGUGGGCCGCAGCACGGCCUUCUCGUCAACCGCGUUGGAGGCUUCUCGAUCGGUGCUGGUUCUGCUCAUCGUCGAGCUGGUUGCGAGCGGACAGACUCCUUGUCAAUGGCGGACGUCAGCGGUUCCUCUUGACCGAGUCUCGACGGUUGAUGGAAUUGAGGAUGACAAUGGGUGUUUCUGCGAAUUUGUAAAGGAGUAUAAGGGCAGAUCCGAUCAGAAACCGCGUAACCAGAUUUUGGGGAAAUUCCGUCGCGAGGUGAAAUGUGUGAGACGACUGAAUUUUCGAUCUGGUUUUGGCCGAGUAUAUGAAGGUGAGAAUUGGUCGUGA
Molecule: messenger RNA, 552 nt
Organism: Striga asiatica
Lineage: Eukaryota; Viridiplantae; Streptophyta; Magnoliopsida; Lamiales; Orobanchaceae
Source: the annotation of a GenBank genome assembly